AUGCGAUGGCCGGAUAAUCGAGAAAUCGAAGUGGCCAGCGUAGGUGAGCAUACGGCGCAUUUCUGCGAGCGUUAUGCCGAUGUGACGGACGAACAGUGGGCGAGCUGUGAUGCGCUUGUCAGUGUUAAUGACAUUCCAGCAGAGUAUCGAGCUAAGCUGACUCGCUGCCGAAUUUUUGUAACCCCCAAAGUUGGUUUCGAUAACCUUGAUACCAAGGCGUGGGCUGAACUGGGCAUUCCUGUAUGCAAUGUGCCUGACUACGGUACCCAGGAAGUUGCCGAUCACGCGAUGGCGCUGAUGUUGUCGCUGAUGAAAGGCAUCACAUUUCAUACCCGCGAACUCAAAAAGGAUCCGAAAGGUCUGUGGCGGCCAGCCCUCAACCCUUACGGCAAGCGGUUGUCAGUUUGUACAUUUGGCGUGGUUGGUCUUGGUCGCAUCGGUACUGCAGCUGCGCUGCGUGCCAAAGCUUUUGGCAUGGACGUGGUGAUGUAUGACCCGUUUCGUGAAAAUGGCGCAGAGCUGAGCGUUGGCAUCCGUCGCGUGCAAUCGUUAGAGGAGCUGUUCAGCACCAGUGAUGUGGUGAGCCUGCACUUACCGCUUUCCACAGAUACAGAAAAACUCAUCAACGCCGAUGUCCUGUCGCACAGCAAACCUGGUCUGGUUCUGAUUAAUACCGCGCGCGGACCAAUUAUUGACCUGGACGGUUUGUAUCAGGCGAUGCAGGCGAAUCACGUUCAAGCGGCGGGCCUGGAUGUGUUGCCUGAGGAGCCCGCUAACCCGGAUCAUCCUUUGAUCAAAGCAUGGGCUGCGGACGAAGACUGGAUCAAUCAUCGUCUUCUGAUUACUCCCCAUUCUGCUUUCUUCACACCGGAAUCUGUCUACGACAUGCGCUUUAAAGGUGGAGAAGUUGAGCCUAUGACACCGGAUUACCACAAGCGUCGGCAGCGCGUAUUCCUGAUUCUCUCUGGAAUAUUCCUUGGCACCCUGGCGCUGCUGAAUGUGCUGGGUAUCAGCCGGUUUGUUGACUUGUCAUUCAACGUGUUUGGAGUGCAGAUCCCUAUGGUGGUGGCAGUAGGGGUGCUGCCUUACCCAGUCACGUUCAUGUGUACCGACCUUAUCUCUGAGCUGUUUGGUGAGAAAAAAGCCCGCGACAUGGUCUGGGUGGGGUUGAUGCUGAAUGUCUGGGUGAUUUUUCUAUUGUGGCUGGGUGGGGCUCUACCGGGAUUUGAGCCUAUCGACCCCGCUACAGGCGGCCCGAUGCUGGAUGAGGCGGGGCGGUUGCCUGUGUUUUAUGAAAUCCGCGAACUGGCGUUUGGUGCGGUAGCGGCAUCCAUGCUGGCUUAUCUGAUUGCUCAGUUUGUUGAUGUGCGAUUGUUUCACUUCUGGAAGAAACUCACCGCAGGCAAACAUCUGUGGUUACGUAAUAACGCAUCAACCAUGGUGAGCCAGAUUGUGGAUACUACCGCGGUCAUAUUGAUCACGCAUUUCUAUGCACGUGCGUUACCGGUAAACGAUGGCGAACCGAUCUGGCCACAGCUGUUUGUAUUUAUAGCUUCAGGAUACGUUUUUAAACUGGUUGUGGCCGCGGCGGAUACCGGACCGAUCUAUCUUGCGGUCAAAUAUCUGCGCCCUUAUCUCGGUCUGAAAGGCACCGAAGAGGCGACCGACGACUAA
Molecule: messenger RNA, 1674 nt
Organism: Symbiodinium pilosum
Lineage: Eukaryota; Dinophyceae; Suessiales; Symbiodiniaceae
Source: the annotation of a GenBank genome assembly